AUGCCCUCGACUUCAGAAUAUACAAGGUUACACAUAACCCCACUCAAUCCCAACCUCCUCACUACAAUAAUACCUCCGUCAAUUCUCCCUAAUGCGAAGAACAUUUCCUACCACACCCUCGAAACUUUCCAGGACAGACCUUACGGCUUCGUAGACCUACCUAUUAUGGAUGCCGAAAAGUUGAAAAAGAAGCUCCAUGGCUCUAUAUUAAAAGGCUCAAAAAUCCGGAUCGAAACAGCUCGACCAGCGAAAGAUCUAAGUUCAGUAAAUGAGCCAGAACCAGCGCCCAAGCGACAAAGAGAAAAAAAGGAAACAAGCAAAAAGCGCAAACGGGGAGAGGAAACUAUACCCGCUGUAGUAAUUGGGGAUAGGAAAGUUAAGAGAGGCUGGACUACAACUCCCACGGAUCUAGUCAAGGCGAAGAGGGAAUCAAAGGAACUUAAGAAUGUUGUUAAGUCAAAAUAUACUACAAAUGAGGAGUGUUUGUUUAAGACAAUCUUACCCCCGAAUGUUGCCGCACACACGAAGGCUACGAGUGGCGAGAAAUCGAGUAGGAGGAGCAAGAAGGGUAGAGGUACUGUUGUGCAUGAGUUUGCCAAAAGCACAAAGUAUGCUACCUUCUUAAGAAGUAGUAAUGAAGGCACAAAGUCGAAGCCUGCGGUAGAGUUUGUGGAUGGAAAAGGAUGGGUAGACGAAGACGGUAAUGUGAUAGAAGAAGUGGUGAAAAGGGUACGGAAGAGUCAGAAACCACCCAAGGUUGAGGAGCUUGCUCCGGAAAAAGCAAUGGGCAAAGAUAGCGGCAGUGGUUCGGACCAGGACAAGUCCUCAGGAGAAGAUUCUUCAUCUGAUGAAUCUGAUUUUGAGGAACGAGCGAUGAAGAAAGUGAGGCAGGCAGCAGAAGUCGAGAGCGGCAGUUCAUCAGACUCGGAGAGUUCUGCCGACGAAGACGAGUACAUAAAGCCACAAUCGAAAUCCGAGGAUAUUGUGAUGACAGAAGCGGUCAAAGAAGCCCUCGAGGUUCCAACCGAGGCAGAGAAGCCUUCGGAUACAGAGAGCUCAUCAGCGGAGGAAGUGGAACAUAUCAACCCGAUCCAGCCAGAAGUCUCCAAAGCUGAAGCUGAAUCGGAAGAUGAUGCAUCGUCAUCAGGCUCUGACAAAUCGUCGGAUUCUGAGUCAUCUGAUUCCUCUGGUAGUGACUCGGAAGAUGAAGAUAAAUCAUCUAUCGCAGCCUCCCCUGAGAAUCGCUCCACAUCCACACCAUCAACAAUGCCACCGCCAACCUCCCCCGAAACCAAAACGGCCCGACCUCAGUCAUCCUCUGGUCUAAGUAUUACGAUACCCUCUCCCAUCGUCCAUUCAACACCCAUCCCCACACAGGUACACCCUCUCGAAGCUCUUUACAAACGUUCUAAACCUAAUCCUAACUCCAACUCUGAUGAGCCUAAACCUGAAACCAAGUCAACCUCCUUUAGUUUCUUCGGCGCUGAUGAUGAAGACUCCGAUAUUGGCGAGGAACCCAAUCAAAUCCCUUUAACACCCUUCACCCAACGUGACUUUGAAUCUAGAGGCUUGAGAAGCUCAGCACCGACACCUGAUACUGCUUACGCCAACAAGAGAUUUGUAUGGCCUGGGGGUAAGGAUAAUGAUGAUGAUAAUGACGAAGGGAAUUCUCCAACACCGAAAGAUUCUGUGAGUGGAAAGAUCAUAUUCAAGGAGAAAGAAUCAGAGGAGGCGCCUGAAAGUGAUUUUCAGAAGUGGUUUUAUGAGCACAGAGGAGAGAAUACGAGAGGGUGGAAGAAGCGGAGAAAGGCUGUUGCAAAAGAGCAAAGGCAUAGAGAAAACAAGAAGAGGAGUCGUGCUUAG
Messenger RNA from Botrytis porri, 1863 nucleotides. RefSeq lists its product as uncharacterized. Bases 1 to 1863 code for a protein of 620 amino acids. Lineage: Eukaryota; Fungi; Ascomycota; Leotiomycetes; Helotiales; Sclerotiniaceae. The transcript has a single exon. The record is from RefSeq and is a predicted model, not a curated record.